Mycosarcoma maydis (corn smut) is the source of this 4302-nucleotide messenger RNA. RefSeq lists its product as uncharacterized. The record is from RefSeq and is a predicted model, not a curated record. The transcript has a single exon. Lineage: Eukaryota; Fungi; Basidiomycota; Ustilaginomycetes; Ustilaginales. The coding region runs from base 1 to 4302 and encodes 1433 amino acids.
AUGACUGUACUCGUCGUCGUCCUCAUCUUGCUCAGCGUUGGCUCGAGCUUGGUCGUGCUGCUGGGUGUAGCAACGAGCAUCUUGCGCGCGUCUCUGCGAGACGUUGCCCGCAGUAGCAUAGCGUCGCGUUGGCAUGCUUUCGACGUAUGGGAGCGCUUGCACUUAGUACUGUGUCUGCUGGACGCUUUGCUUUUACUCGCGGUCACGCCAGUGUUUGUUCGCUACGCGCAUAGUGCAAGCGGCGACGCAAUUGGCCAUAGAGCCUUGAGCUCGGCCGCGACGGUUUUCGCUACUGCCUCGGUCAUGGUGCUGAGACCGGCGAUACUUGGCGCUCUAGCAGCAGGCUUUCGCUGCACUAGGAGCGCGUGGCGCGUCUCGAUCGCUGUGACAACCAUGGCGCUCGUAGUCGCACUUUCCACUAUCGCGUCUCUGGUCGGCUGCUCGUCGGUCACUCGAACCAGCUCGACUUGUGCAAAUAUACAUGAGAUCAAGAUCAUCAUGGUCACAAGCCAAAUCGUUUUCGCUUCGCUCGCCACCGCUGGUCUCAUCAUCCUGGCUAGAUCAUCAACCAACAACAAGAUUCUCACCCCGGUCCGGUCGUAUCGAACAUCGAUCGUUGCAGCUCGAGCUCCGAGCUUAUCGCUUCUGAUUCACACACAGCCUGAGGCAUGGACACGACACAUUGAGCUCGAUAUGCGCACGCAUUUAACCGACUUUGGACCGUCGCGCGAGCACGAGGCAAGCAUCGACUAUGGACCCGAGAUGGUACACCGUCUGCUGGGUGAGACGGCUGGCUCACGUCGGACCGCAGAUCAAGUCGCGCCUGGUUCGCAGGGAUAUGCAUCGGCGGCGGCUUCGUCGGCCAACCCGUACCGCGUUGGAUCGACGUGUUCGAUCACCUCUCGAGACGCGUUCAAUGGGCUCGGGCUCGGUGCGUCGAGAGUAGAUCUUGCGCAGAGUGCAGAUGCGAAAUCAACGAGCGGGUCGCUGGCUUCUCGUGUGCUUUUCGACGAUACACGUCGAUCGGCUUCCGCGAUGAGUCGAUCGGCGACGCAAGAUGUGUUGCUUCAAAAAAGGUCAGACGAUGGCCAAGACGGACGCGUCGGCGGACAGCGUGGUGCACCAGAGUGGUUCAGUCAACUUCCCGCUGGGUUGGCAUCUCUUUGGAUUCCAAUCGCUCUGUUGAGCGCAGCGCUAUGGAUGCACAUUGGCAUGCAGCAGAAUUUCGUCCUGCUGGCAUCGUUUUGCUUACCGGCUGCGAUUGCGUUGCUAAGAGAAAUCGCGCUGGGGUGUUCAAAGACUCGCCACAAUCCGGAGCACUGCGACGUGACACGAGCACAAGUAGCUGAAAUUAACAAUGCAGCUGCUAGCACACGCACCUCGACCUCGUCGUCGUCAGCGUCGGCGGUCAUGGUGAUCGACACGCCACAAUGCAUUCGAAAUCGUCGAUCGCACUUGCGCUCGCAUUCGUGCCCACUCGAGUCAGAGCUAAACGGCUACGGCCAUCUUGAUCUCGACACGGGCGCGCGAUCGAGCUCGAGCGCAUUUGCAUUUGCAUUUGCAGCCAAGCAUCGUCAGAGCAUCUCGUCGGCGAGAAGCGUCCCGUAUCUGUCCAAGCAUUGGACGGCGGGUAGAGUGAGUGGCGAUCGGGUCGUCGCGCCGCGAAGCAGUUUCGUGCGCGGCCUCAAUUUGAUGCUCAAUCCAAAACCGAAGCUCGAGGUUCUUCCGAAUGGGCUCCAGCACCGAUCCGGACGCCUGAAUGCGCGCACUGGCAGAGCAAUCAAGUCCAACUUCCGUACCGCCGUGUCGGAAUCAGCGGGAGAGUUAUUGCACUUACCGCAUGUUGAGGGACAAGAAACGUGUGAUAGCGAGCAAACAUGCUUUACUUCACAAGACGCUGUGCAAGAAGCGCAGACUGCUUCGUUGACGACGUGGCUCUGCACUUUGGAGCGCGACGGACGAAGCGAUGGACCCAGCUUUGCAUCGCGGGCAAGUGCUGACGCGCCACUGACCGAUGUGAUCCUCGAUAUGGACGAUACACCUGGGAGUGCACGUCUGCGACCUGACGAGGAAGCGCUAUACGACCACGCCGAGCUAGCGUCUCCGACCAAACGCCAGCUCGCUGCAUCCGACUCCACCCAUACGUGUAUUCAGGUGAGUCCAGAAUGCACGCCGUCUCGAGGAUUUUCUUGCAGCCACGAUUCGCACAGCAUGCGCACCAGUCACAGUGCUUCGAGACUUUUUUCCGAGAUCAUGGACAUGGUGCGUGGCAAUGCACGCACGGAUACCUGCAACAACCAAGCCGGUGGAGCGUUGAGUGCGAGCGCCAAUCAAUCCUCCAAAGGAUACGAAUCCAUCGCAGCUCACCACGUCAGAGGAUUGGAUUCGGCCAACUCGCGAGACCAGACAAUCAUCAUUCAUUCCAACGAAACCUCGGAGUUCUGCACCGCCACGUCCCAACUCGGCUCACGUACGUGCUUGUCGUCGCAUCGCAGCGCUACAGUCGAUGCAACUGAUGCGCUUGCAGAGCCAGACGAUUCAAUGGCACACUCGGCUCAAACCGAUCUAGCACGCAACGCAUCUACAUCAAGCACACUAUCGUUGUCGAGCAUCUCGAGUCGUAUCCGAUCGCUGCGACGCACAAGCAGUGUCGCAUCUUGCACUGGCGAGUCGCCGCAGGUGAAAAAGAUGCGCAGUCGAACCUUCGCUUCGGCGUUCGGGAUCGAGUUGAGCAUGCUGAGGAAGCGGGAUGCGGUGGAUAGCUCGCCGUCGACGAGCUCGGGGACGUGUAGGUCUUUGAUGGAAUACAGCUUUACGGCAUCGCCGUCGGCUUGUGAGACGAGCCGGAGGGGCUUGGUCGAUCAAGCGAGUGGUACGUCUCCGAGCGUGAUGCUGGACGGCACAAACAAGACGCAUAGACGGAAUGCGUCGCGCGCAGACUCGAUUAUGGAUAUGUCGGAUGCUGAAUGUGGCGAUACAAUCGAGGAGAUGCUCGAGGAUCCCGUCGACUCGUAUUCGUGCAUAUCCAACACCUCGACAGGCGCGCCCGACGCUGAUCAAGCCAGCCCACUGCAUCCACUGAGUGCACACGACUCUUUGCUCGAUGAGGUCGAUCUGGCCGAUGUAACAGUCAACGAGAUUUGGGAUCGAUCGCACAGCUCCGACCUGCACUCAGAGGCGCCACUCAGCCGGGACCACAUGUACGAAGCUGUCGAUCUGGAGGAUGCACAACUGAUGGGGUUCGACACGAGACGCAUCGUCGCGCGCGCACCAUUCCUCGAUACAGUGCUAGAGGAAGAAGCCGAAGGCGAGCUGACAGUGGAACAUGUCGAGUCAAGGACAUCUCGGGAAACAUUGUUGCAACAACGCGAAGCGGAAGAACAACGCGUGAAGAAACUGCUUCUUGAGCACGAGGUGUUAUUUCCGCAUAAGACUCUAUCUCGGAUUGACGAGGUGACCGAAGUAGCGACGACGCUGCGCGCAUCAAGUUUCAGAGCCAACAGUGGAGCCAGUUCGAGCAAGUCGAAUCGCGAGAGCGCCGAAAGUACGGUGGAUGAGGAGCGUGUACAUUUGGGCUUGCCGAUAUCAUUGGGCUGUAGAGCGCAGGAGGAAGAGGCGGUAGGGAGCUGGUGCGGGGACGUGACGCGGUCGACUGAUUCGAUAGACGAUGGCGUAGACGAACGCGCUCAAGCUCAACAAGGGGGACGAGUUGAAGAGAAGCCGCUACCUUUUGUCACGCCAAGGAGCACCAAUCGACGCCGAGUGGCAGCGCAACGUCGAGCGUCGCACGAUACGAGCGCAGCAGCUGCCACCAACCGAAUGACGACUCGAAGCUUCUUUAGCUCAUCGGCAAGCCAACCGCCAAGCGAGUUGCAAGCCUCGCCUGAAUCGGCCAUGCGACGUCUCGGUGAGCUCGGUCUAAACGAGGGAAUUUGGUCCUCUUCUCCCCUCCAUCUAUCGCUCGACGCUCCAGGCAAUACGAGUCAGAGCUUUGAGCUUGUCAGCCCACGCUCGACCCAACGCAGCAUGCUCAACGCAGCCCGAGCCAAGCUGAACACGGACAAGUUGUUGCGCUUGGAUCACGCCGAUUCACCGAAACGCGAAGCUCGAGACCGUCUCGCCGAUAUCGCGAGCUCUUCUCCGGUCGGCAAGAGGUUGCUGCACAAGCCGGUCAAGAAGAGGAGAAAGAGCCGAAUCAAGCGCGUUGCCGUGAUGGUGGCUAGGCACCAGUUCACAGUGGUGGAUGAGGACGAUUCAUUGGUCCAACGCGCUUCAACAAGAGCAUCACAGUCGCGAGCAUAA